Messenger RNA from Ilyonectria robusta, 651 nucleotides. RefSeq lists its product as uncharacterized. The transcript has a single exon. NCBI's taxonomy places the organism in Eukaryota, Fungi, Ascomycota, Sordariomycetes, Hypocreales, Nectriaceae. Bases 202 to 531 code for a protein of 109 amino acids. The record is from RefSeq and is a predicted model, not a curated record.
CCGUCUUAUUGUUUUCCCCUUAUCCCCUCUUUGCUUUGAUUGCUCCUUUUGGCUUCCAGGGUUGUUGCCUAGUUCCGCCCGUCGUCUCGAGUUGCCGGUUGAUAUCUGGCUGAGACCCCUCCGUCUACUCCCAGGAGCAUGUCCAUUACCGCGCACCCUUGACCUGUGCCUCAUCUCCGUCUCUGGCCAUAUCGAGCAGUCAUGGCUUUUCAGCGAGAUCCGAAUCCUACCGGGGAAGAAGAGUGCGCCGCCCACGACUGGGGGUUCAUUGCGACCGACGUCGAUGACCCUCCUCGUUGCGUCAGCGAGUGCAGGGAGAGGUUUCUGAGGCAGAUGUUGCCCAAGGAUGAGACAUUUGGGCGACUGUGCGAGGUGUUGGGAGACAAAGACCACAUGGACAAGGAGCAGCCUUUCCGUUCUCUCUACUGCUGCGACUCUCAGCUCUGUGGCGUGGACAACCUGGGCGCGAUCGGCAAAGAUCGUAUGUCUGACUAUCCUGACCGGGGAUGGAGAGUGUUGACAAGUCAUUAGCCAAUAUCAACUGGUUCAUCAACGUUUGUCAGGAGUGAGAUACCCCAUCCUUCCCACUGAGUGCACAGAGGCUGAGCAGUUUGCAGCAUUGGCUACCACUCGAUCGUAGACCCAGGGCCC